This is a messenger RNA of Lagenorhynchus albirostris (white-beaked dolphin), 2337 nucleotides long. It is a transcript of the gene NDC80, whose product is annotated as NDC80 kinetochore complex component. Lineage: Eukaryota; Metazoa; Chordata; Mammalia; Artiodactyla; Delphinidae. The record is from RefSeq and is a predicted model, not a curated record. The transcript is spliced from 17 exons. The coding region runs from base 113 to 2041 and encodes 642 amino acids. Gene Ontology annotation, cellular component: Ndc80 complex. Gene Ontology annotation, biological process: attachment of mitotic spindle microtubules to kinetochore.
GAGGAAGGAGAUUGUGUUUUGGCGGCUGACGUUUUGUCUAGCGGGCAAUAGCACGGUUUACAGCAGUUCGGUCCCUGCGUCGUAUCGGGAAGCUGGAAGAAAGGUCAUAAACAUGAAACGCAGUUCAUUUUCUACCGGUGGUGCUGGCCGCCUCUCUAUGCAGGAAUUAAGAUCCCAGGACUUAAAUAAACCAGGCCUCCAUACCCCUCAAACCAAAGAGAAAUCAACCUUUGGAAAAUUGAGUAUUAACAAACCCACAUCUGACAGAAAAGCCUCUGUAUUUGGUAAAAGAACUAGUGGACAUGGAUCCCGGAAUAGUCAAUUUGGUAUAUUUUCCACUUCUGAAAAAAUCAAGGACCCAAGACCACUUAAUGACAAAGCAUUCAUUCAGCAAUGUAUUCGACAGCUCUGUGAGUUUCUUUCAGAAAACGGUUAUGCAUAUAGCGUAUCCAUGAAAUCUCUACAAGCUCCUUCUGUUAAAGACUUCCUAAAGAUCUUCACUUUCCUUUAUGGCUUCCUGUGCCCUUCGUAUGAACUUCCUGACACAAAGUUUGAAGAAGAGGUUCCAAGAAUCUUUAAAGAUCUUGGGUAUCCUUUUGCAUUAUCGAAAAGCUCCAUGUAUACAGUGGGGGCCCCUCAUACAUGGCCUCACAUUGUGGCAGCCUUGGUUUGGCUAAUAGACUGCAUCAAGUUACAUAAUGCCAUGAAAGAAAGCUCACCUUUAUUUGAUGAUGGACAGCCUUGGGGAGAAGAAACUGAAGAUGGAAUUAUGCAUAAUAAGUUGUUUUUGGACUACACCAUAAAAUGCUAUGAGAGUUUCAUGACUGGUGCCGACAGCUUUGAAGAGAUGAAUGCAGAGUUGCAGUCCAAGCUGAAGGAUUUAUUUAAUGUAGAUGCUUCCAAGCUGGAAUCAUUAGCAGCAAAAAACAGAGCAUUGAAUGAACAGAUUGCAAGAUUGGAACAAGAAAGAGAAAAAGAACCGAAUCGCCUAGAGUCAUUGAGAAAACUGAAAGCUUCCUUACAAGCAGAUGUUCAAAAAUAUCAGGCAUACAUGAGCAAUUUGGAGUCUCAUUCAGCCAUUCUUGACCAGAAAUUGAAUGGCCUCGAUGAAGAAAUUUCUAGAGUAGAACUAGAAUGUGAAACAAUGAAACAGGAGAAUUCUCGACUACAGAAUAUUGUUGAUAACCAGAAGUACUCAGUUGCAGACAUUGAGAGAAUAAAUCAUGAAAGAAAUGAAUUGCAGCAGACCAUUAAUAAAUUAACCAAGGACCUGGAGGCUGAACAGCAGCAGUUGUGGAAUGAGGAACUGAAAUAUGCCCGAGGCAAAGAGGCGAUUGAAACACAAUUAGCAGAGUAUCAUAAGUUGGCUAGAAAAUUAAAACUUAUCCCUAAGGGUGCUGAAAAUUCCAAAGGUUAUGACUUUGAAAUUAAGUUUAAUCCUGAAGCUGGUGCCAACUGCCUUGUCAAAUACAGAGCUCAAGUUUAUGUACCACUCAAAGAACUCUUGAACCAAACUGAAGAAGAAACUAAUAAAGCUCUAAAUAAAAAGAUGGGGUUAGAGGAUACUUUAGAACAAUUAAAUACAAUGAUCACAGAAAGCAGGAGAAGUGUGCGAACUCUGAAAGAAGAAGUUCAAAAGCUGGAUGAUCUUCACCAACAAAAAGUUAAGGAAGCUGAGGAAGAGGACAAAAAAUGUGCCAAUGAGCUGGAGUCCUUGGAGAAACACAAGCACCUGCUGGAGAGUGCAGUUAACGAGGGCCUCAGUGAAGCUAUGAAUGAGUUAGAUGCUAUUCAGCGGGAAUGCCAACUAGUUGUGCAGACCACAACUGAAGAAAGACGAAAAGUGGGAAAUAACUUGCAGCGUCUUUUAGAGAUGGUUGCUACACACGUAGGGUCUGUAGAGAAACAUCUUGAGGAGCAGAUUGCUAAAGCUGAUAGAGAGUAUGAAGAAUACACGUCUGAAGAUCUCUUGGACAAUAUUAGAGAGAUUGGAGACAAGUAUAAGAAGAAAGCUGCUCUACUUAAGGCUUCUGAUGAAUGAAGAUAAAAUGGUGAUUAAGCGAGAACUUUAUUAACAGUGGAAAUUUUGAAAUGUCCUUUGUAGGUUUGAAAAAUCUCUUAGCAUAUCCUAUAUCCCUCCUUACAAUGAAGUCUCAUGACCACAUCUUCCCAAGCCCGUGAAAUAUUUUUAUAUCUUUUAUAAAUCUAGUUCAUUAACUUAAGGUAUGUAUAACCUGAAAUUAUAACUGGUUGGACUGUUAUCUUUAGUUAUGAAAGACCAAUUAUAUUAUGUACCUGUAGUUAAUAAACUUAUAUCAAUAAAGUGUGUUUUUCCCA